AUUCAAAUUUUGUUGUUGUUACCAACGUUAUGGGUAAUACUUACAUCGAUGAGGAUCAUGCAUGAUCCUCAAAAAGAAAAACAGAAAUGUUAUGUUUGUUACUGCUUGCAGAACUGAACUCCACUUUCCAAGACGCUGAUUUUUUUUUAUUUUCAAAUGUAUGUUACUUGCGCUCAUACAUUGACUAGAUAUUUUGUGUCAAAUCCACGCAUGAUGAAAUUAGCAUUGUUCAAUUGUGUAUACCGUAUAAUAUCAUAAAGUAGGCCUACACACAUAAUUGAUCUUAAAUAAUUUAAAGAAACAAAUCUUCAGAAGCAUAAUCUAUACGAUUUUGUUUACUCUGACACGUUGUCUCGUUGGCGGCAAUUUCCUUGAAAUUAAAUCCUGACAUCUUGUUGUUUUUUGUAUAUAAAGUAAAAAGCAUUUAUUUUUUGCCGCUAAAUAUUUAUGCCGUGUAGUGACGCUUUUAAUAACUCUUUAUAAAUAUUUUUUACACGCAUUCCGCCCCCUCUUCCUUUCUUUCUGUGUAAAGAGUAAAAUAAUAUUAGUAAUAAUUAACACCUUUCAAAAACCAUUCCUGCAUCGGAAUGUAACUUGUGACCUUCAGUAGAAUCUUUAUUUAUUUUUAUUCGAGUUAGUCAUUUUUUAUUAUUAUUCUUUCUGAUGAGUGUGGUUUUGCGAGAUCACCACAAAGCGACGCUAUAGACCGUAACACUGAAGUGGUAACGCUCCUCGUAGAGCAAAAGGAGGCUGGCUGCGAUUUUCAGCACAAAGAGGUUUGGGAACCGACGGGACGACAUUAUGGAAUACAUUUCAACAAAGCCACGGAUUUCGCCUUGAAUUUUAGAUUUUCUCUGAGGCAAAUGAAAUAUAAGCGAACUAUACCUUGAUCACAUUAAACGGAAUUAUGUUAUCAACAAAUUUCUGGAGACCUGCUUUUACACAUUUUCUGCUGGGACUGCUGGGUUGUUACCAGGAAGCGGCGACGACACAGCUGUUUUAUUCUGUUUCAGAGGAGGUAAAACCAGGCACUAACAUAGCAAAUAUUGCGAAGGACCUUAACUUGAACGUGCAGGAUUUGGACUCCCGCUUGUUUCAAAUUGUUACAUCUAAAAGGAAAUACUUCGAGGUAGAUUUAAAGACCGGAUUUUUGAUCACUAAUGAGAGGAUAGAUCGAGAGGAGCUGUGUGCAGAUGAGUCCAAAUGCAUUGUUAGCUUGGAGGCUGUAAUAAACAACCCGUUGAAGUUGUACCGCGUGGAGAUAGAAAUUAAAGAUGUCAACGAUCAUUCACCCACUUUUAAUGCGCAAUCCCAACUAUUGGAUGUCGCAGAAAAUACCUCGCCCGGGUUUAAAUUAGCCUUGUCGGAAGCAAGCGACGGCGACGGAGGUAAAAAUGGCGUUAGCGGCUACAAGCUCAGUCCAAAUGAAUACUUCAGUCUCGUCACACACAAAAGAGGAGAGAGCAUAUCUCCAGAACUAGUGCUGCAAAAAAACUUAGAUCGAGAGACAAAAUCAAAUAUAAAACUCCUCUUAACUGCAUUCGACGGGGGCUCUCCGGCAAAUUCAGGUACAUCAGAAAUUGAAAUAAAUGUCUUGGAUACAAACGAUAACGCACCUAUUUUUAGCAGUAGUCUUUACAAGAUUAACGUGCUAGAAAACGUCGCAUUUGGCACUGCAAUCUUGACUUUAAAUGCCACAGACGCUGAUGAGGGAUCAAACAGUGAGAUAGUGUUCUCUCUUCGCAGUAAAGAUCAAGAUUACGUUCUUGAUAUUUUCGAAAUAGACUCUGUAACGGGAGUCAUUUCAGUGAAAGGUGAAAUCGACUAUGAAGAAAAGAAAGCUUUUGAGAUCCGUGCGGAGGCAAGAGAUAAAGGCCAGCCUCCCAUGUCUGCUCACAGUAAAGUGCUGGUUGAAGUCAUAGAUGUUAAUGAUAAUGCCCCUGAAAUCACUGUGACGUCACUUACGAGUAGAGUCAAGGAAGACGCUGCCGUCGGUACGGCUAUUGCUCUUGUUUCGGUACUAGACAGAGACAGUGGUAAAAAUGGCGAAGUUACCUGUAAGAUUGUAAACACAGUUCCUUUCAAACUUGAGAAAAACUAUAAAAACUAUUACUCGCUUGGUUGUUGAUGGACAUUUAGACAGAGAGGUGACUUCUCAGUACAAUGUAAUAAUAUUAGCUUCAGAUGAGGGGCAACCUCCUCUCUCAAACACCAGCCUUGUUGCUGUUUUUGUCUCUGAUGUUAAAUGACAAUGCACCGGACUUUCAGGAACCUGUUAUAAACAUAUAUGUGAAAGAAAACAGUAAAGUGGGUACAAUAAUAAAAACAGUGACAGCAGUCGAUGUUGACAUCAACAAAA
Xiphophorus hellerii (green swordtail) is the source of this 2359-nucleotide messenger RNA. RefSeq names its product protocadherin alpha-3-like. The transcript has a single exon. The record is from RefSeq and is a predicted model, not a curated record. Gene Ontology annotation, biological process: homophilic cell-cell adhesion. The coding region runs from base 908 to 2128 and encodes 406 amino acids. NCBI's taxonomy places the organism in Eukaryota, Metazoa, Chordata, Actinopteri, Cyprinodontiformes, Poeciliidae. Gene Ontology annotation, cellular component: plasma membrane. Gene Ontology annotation, molecular function: calcium ion binding.